Molecule: messenger RNA, 1727 nt
Organism: Cyprinus carpio (common carp)
Lineage: Eukaryota; Metazoa; Chordata; Actinopteri; Cypriniformes; Cyprinidae
Product: mitochondrial import receptor subunit TOM34-like
Exons: 7
Coding region: 349-1341 (330 amino acids)
Cellular component (GO): cytosol; mitochondrion
Molecular function (GO): heat shock protein binding
Source: RefSeq, a predicted model, not a curated record
AUCUGGCAACACUGGAUUGGGUUACAGUCACCCAUCCAGAUCUUCAAAUAGCAGUAGCAGCGGAGAUCGAGUCGCUCGAGUUCGGAGAACUGAAACUGAAAUUCAACUCCGCCAGUUUCCGCAGAGCCUCAGCCGGUAAAACGUGCCACUCAUCCCGGCUCGCGCGUCUUCUAGCUUGUUCUAGAACGAGGAAUGACUAGUUAUCUCGUAGUUCCUCGUGCUGGUUUUUAAAUACAAUAACUGGUAAGUUAACUUCAAUCAAGCGGAGCUGAGCGAUCACCGAAGCCCUUCCUUCUGCGUUUACUUUCCGGUUUUUCAACUUCAGACGUGAUUCUACAACGUAUCAACAUGCCUCAGAAGCGGCGCUCGCAGUCGUGGACGGAGCUCAAGCAAGCCGGUAACGAGUGCUUCAGGGCCGGUCAGUACGGAGAAGCCGCGAACCUCUACAGCCAGUCCAUCCAGCUGCUGGAGAAGUCUGGUCAGAAGAACAAGGAAGAUCUGGGUAUUCUGUACUCCAACAGAGCCGCCAGUUACCUGAAAGAUGGAAACUGCAGCGAAUGCAUUAAAGACUGCACCACGUCUCUUGAACUGGUUCCGUUUGGAUUUAAAGCUCUGCUUCGCCGGGCGUCAGCUUAUGAAGCCUUGGAGAGAUACAGACAGGCGUAUGUGGACUACAAAACUGUUUUACAGAUAGACUGGAACGUACCGGCUGCUCACGAUGGUGUCAACAGAAUGACCAAGACUUUGACGGAUAUAGACGGACCAUCUUGGAGAGAGAAACUGCCUCCGAUUCCCACCGUUCCGAUGUCUGUGAAAGAAAGCCUGGCGAAAGCUGCCAGCUCGGCCCCAAGCCCACAACAAAACAGCGUGAUUGACAACAAGAAAAAAGGUAUUUACCUGUACCGUACCGAGCGGAGCCAACAUACUUCACUUCAGCACUUGAUUUUCAAUUGUAUUAUUCUAGCACCAGGACCUGAAGCUGCUAAAAAGGCCAAGGCUCUGAAGGAAGAAGGCAAUGUGUUUGUGAAGAAGGGUGAACACAAGAAAGCCAUGGAGAAAUACACGCAGUCACUCGCUCAGGACCCCACAGAGGUCACAACCUACACAAACCGGGCCCUCUGCUACCUGUCAUUGAAGAUGUAUAAAGAAGCUAUUAGCGACUGCGAUGAGGCUCUUCGAUUGGAUUCCGCCAACAUUAAAGCUUUUUACCGACGUGCCCAGGCAAACAAGGAACUCAAAAACAAGAAAUCUGCUAUUGAAGAUCUUAACAGUGUGCUCAAAAUCGAUCCAAACAACACAGUGGCGCAGAAACUAUUGCAGGAAGUACAGAAGAUGAAAUAACCAUGACUGUACAGUGAGGAAACUUUCCCCCAAGUGCCUCUCAAAGCUGCAACGUUUGCUACAGACUUUAGAUAUGCACAUCGUAAUACUAUUUUAAAUCUAGGAAAUAAUUUGAGUGUUCAUGUUCAAUAAUUCCUACUUCACUUUAGAUAGAAUUAGGGCUGCAUUUUCUACAAAAUGUUUAAUUUUUUUGUGCAAAUAUAUUGUAUUGUUGUGGGUUAAUUACUGUCACAAUCAGUUAAUGUUUAUAUACAUUUAUAAAGACUUGACACCUGUAUUUAUUGAUGUUUCAUAAGGCAUUUUGCAUCAAGACAACAUAAACGGGUCUUUAUUUUAUUUAAAUAAUGUGCUGUAUGCAUGUGGUAAUAAAGAAGAAUGUUCAGGAA